GAAAAACAUAAUCUUCGCCACGACGCCACCUCGUCACUUGGAAUCUUGAGAUAUUUUGACAUGGGCCUUCCGUAUAAAUGGGCUUCGUUGGUUCAGCGUAAUAACACCCUUCCAUAACCAACCAUUUUCACAGGGCUUCGUUCUUGUACGUCGCGAGGAACCAAUGUGUGGGCUCUUCAAAGAGACUCUAACAACGUUAAUCGAUCCGUAGAUCGAACGAUCCUCACCCUCAGCAUGAAGACGUUUCUAGUUUUGCACUUUAUACAUGCCGACCUUUGCAAUCUUGGCUUUCUUUUUCACCAAGCAAUUCCUUCCCACGUCUCCAAAUCCCGCCGGCUUGAUCUCACAAAAUUUUGGUGGGGAAAAUGUUGGGGAGUCCUCAGGAGAGCUUGCCUUCAUCCAGGACCAUUCUAUCGGCGGUGGCAUCACUCACCGCCUCAGUAGUUCUCCUCCGAACCUUCUACAACGAACUCAUUCCCGACGCCGUCCGAGACUAUCAACCGUUUAUCCUCCCAGAUGAUCAUCGUCGUCGAAGAACUUGAUGGCCUCACCGCCAACCAGAUGUUCGACGCUGUGAAUGUUUACUUGGGCACGAGACUCUCUUCAUCCUCACGACGAAUUAAGGUCCUCAAGCCGGAGAAAGAGCAGCAAUUAGACGUGACUAUCGAUAGGAAUCAAGAACUGAUUGACACAUUUGAAGGCGUCAAAUUCAAGUGGGUUUUGGUUUCUUCGCGUGUUGAAAAGCCAAUUUCAAACAAGAACCGCGAUGCCAGUGCGUUUUCGCGGACUGAUGUUAGACAGUUCGAGGUAAGCUUUCACAACAAACACAGGGAUAUGGCAUUGAAAUUUUACCUUCCACAUAUUCUGCGGGAGGCAAAAGCCAUUAGAGAUGAGAGGAAGGCUGUGAAGCUCCAUACAAUAGAUUAUAGUGGUACUGAUUAUUGGGGUUCAAUCGACCUCAAUCAUCCGGCCACAUUUGACACUAUAGCCAUGAACCCUGAAACUAAGGAGGCAUUAAUUGAUGAUCUCAAUAAGUUUAUUGAGAGGAAACAGUACUACAAAAGAGUGGGAAAGGCUUGGAAACGUGGGUAUUUGUUGUAUGGACCACCAGGAACAGGUAAAUCAAGCUUGGUCGCGGCCAUGGCUAACUAUCUGAAGUUUGACAUUUAUGAUAUGGAUUUGAGGGAAGUUCAAUGCAAUUCGGAUUUAAGAAGAUUGUUGAUUGGCACUGGAAGCCGUUCGAUAUUAGUAAUCGAGGACAUUGAUUGUUCUAUUGAGCUGCAAGAUAGGAGUUCUGAUUCAGAAAAUCGAACUAAAUCUGCAGAGGAUGAAAAGGUUACUCUUUCUGGGUUAUUGAACUUCAUUGAUGGCCUGUGGUCGAGCUGUGGAGAUGAACGGAUAGUGGUGUUGACCACAAACCACGUGGAGCGGCUGGACCCGGCAUUGUUGAGACCUGGGCGCAUGGAUCUGCACCUGCAUAUGUCUUACUGCGAUUUCAGUGGUUUCAAGAUUCUAGCACAAAAUUACCUGCUAAUUCAUGAACACUCCCUUUUCGAAGAAAUUAAAGAGCUAUUAAAGGAAGUUCAGGCAACACCUGCUGAAGUAGCUGGAGAGCUAAUGAAAAGUGACAAUGUUACGAGUUCACUUCAAAGCCUUAAUCGCUUCCUCCAUGGCAAGCAGGGGACAAAUCGAUCGCCAGAUUCACGGACAGACACAGUAAAAGCUUAGAUUUGCUGCUACUGUUCCCCCCAUAAAAUCAACUGCAAAUUUGAUUACAAAUUAUUUUGCAACUCAAUUUUCGGAGUAAAACUGUGUCUCACUCUGCUUUGCUAUCUUCUCCAUUAUUGAUGUUGCUCUCUAGUUUCCCUCGCAUUUGCAAAAUGCGAAAGGGAACCGAUUCUUCUCUACUAUUUUAGAAAAUGAGUGGAGGUUCUGCAGAUUUUUUGCUCUAAAAUGUACACCGAUCAAUCUAUUGUAUCAAACAAAGACUCAUACUAUAAGAAACUAGAUUCGUCAACAAGCCUAACAUAGUUCAUAGGAGAGAGCACCAGUUUUCUAGAUGCACUUGUGGCUCCUCCAAGUACUCGAUGUUCUUUACUCUUGACUUCCGUUCGCGUGUUCCAAUCAGGGCAUAUAUCUACACAUUAUCCAUUACAGUUCAAUCAGUGAUUGAUCUAUAUCAACUGUUCUUUUAUU
This is a messenger RNA of Momordica charantia (bitter melon), 2196 nucleotides long. Its product is annotated as AAA-ATPase At3g50940. Lineage: Eukaryota; Viridiplantae; Streptophyta; Magnoliopsida; Cucurbitales; Cucurbitaceae. Gene Ontology annotation, molecular function: ATP binding; ATP hydrolysis activity. The record is from RefSeq and is a predicted model, not a curated record.